UGGGUACUUUUGAUGUUCAUUGCCUAUUCACAGUCAGAGGUGCAGCAAAUUACUGAAAUACCUGCGAUUUUAGUGAUCCAAAAAAAGUCAAAUAAUGAGUCAACAACCACUUUUCAUUUGUGAAGAAGAUGUUAGGAGUCUCUUAAAGUGGGAGGAAGUGUAUGAAGCUGUUAAAGUGGCUCUUCUGUCUGUAGCUCAGAGCAAUGAAAAUUUAUCUCAACCUGCCCGAUCUUUUACAAUUGCAUCUCCUCAGUCAGGUCUUUUGUUAACUAUGCCAUGCUAUCUGGGGAAUUAUCAAUUGUCGUCGGUAUCGAAAGAUCGGAAUUAUGAUACAUUGGCAUGUAAAUUGGUGACAUGUUUCUCUGGCAAUGGAUCACGAACUCCAGCACUGCCCAAAAUUCUGGGCAAUAUAUUUCUCUUCAACCCGGAUUGCGGGAGUCUUGAGGCUAUUCUUGAGGCGACUGACAUCACAUCUUGGAGAACGGCAUGUGCUUCCUUAGUAGCAACCCAGUGUCUCUACUUCGACAGUCAUUUGAGGCACGAAGACGUGAUACUGUCUAUUGUAGGCUGUGGAGUUCAGGGUCGAAUGCAUUCAAUCGGAAUGUGCACUACUUUCCCAUUCACUGAAAUUAGAUUGUGGAAUCGGACAGAAUCGAGAGCCACUGAACUGGCUGAGGAGCUGAAAGCCCUCGUGGCACAAUUCAAAAAUCCUUCCAUCAAAAUCACAAUUAGCAAUUCCCUGGACAACUGCCUCAAGAACACCGAUGUUAUUGUCAUUGCAACGAGUUCACAUGAACCACUGAUUGAGCGUCAUCAUCUUAAGGACAAUGUCCACAUAAAUGCCAUUGGAGCUGGGGAAGUUCAUCAUGCAGAAAUUCAUCAGAAUGUCUAUGACGUAGCCAAAGUGUACACGGAUCACUGGGAGGGAGCCAGAGCGGAGCUUAAAGAUCUCAAAGCGGAAAUUACUGGACUCGUGGGAGAGGUACUUUGUCAGAAAAAACCCAGUCCGUCUGGUGGAAUAACCAUCUUCCAGUCACUCGGAAUGGCAUUGGAAGACGCCACAACGGCCCAACUGAUUUUUGAAAAAUACAAAAUGACUCAUGGAUAGUUACCUAUUUCCCAAAAUAAUUACCCAAGUAGUUGCCCACAUAUUCCUCGUUGAACAAGAAUUAAGGGGAGCAUAUCUUUAGGGAAUGGAAAUAAAAGUGUUUUCCUUUUUAUUUCAUAAUUUUAGCGUCAAAUUCUAAAUAGGAUGAAGAAGAUUUAAAUUGAAAUAUUCCACAGGGGGAUUCUGUAACAGUAUGACAAUGUCAUAUCGUCAGUUAAAUCAGCAUUUGUCGUAACUGCCUUUUGACAACUUUUCAGGAGACGAAAUUUUCAAUUCAGCAUUAUUUUUCUUAAAAAUGAACCCCGAAUGCGAUACUUUUGAGUCAAAAUAAUAAAAGUGGCACUAAUAAACUGUAAGUUAACUCGAGAAAAUCUUUAUAAAAUUAUUUAAAAGCUGCAAUAUUGAGAAAUAUGUUACAAGAAACACAAUAAUAUUUUAUCGUAACUUCCAUUAUUUAUAAAGUCGUAACUUCCAAUGUAUGGAGAUUCUGGAAGUUACGACAAUUUUCUAAAAUGCAUUAUAUCAAUUUGAAUUAUUUUAGUGAUAAUAAGCGCCAUUAUUUGACUAAAUUAAUUAAUAAUACUGUUAUCCCGGUCCAUAAAAGCUUUUAUUUCAUAAGUUUUAUUGAAUAAAUUUUGUGCGCCACGUCGCUUGUUUUGUUUUGAAUUCAUGACAGAUGGGUAGGGAUUUUUUCUCACUUUUUUCUUGCAAAUAUUGAAUUAAAAUGAUUUCAUGUUACACUAUUCGCACUGUCUUUCGAUAUUUGGAAGAGUUUGUAAACGUUUUAUUGAGAAAUAUUGCAAUUUUGCUGCAAAUUACAAGCCACGCAAGUAAGUAUUGAAGUAGUAUUGAAAAUUUUGUAUGGAAAUUUGUCGUAACUUCCCCAAAAAUGGAAGUUACGACAAAUUCUGAUAAAUUUUUCUUAAUUAAGGGCUCUUACGAUAAUUUUUGUUUAAAAUAAUUUUUAAUGGGCUUAUAAAAGUUUCUUUUUCUCAAGUGCGUUUAAUAAACAAAAUUACGCUGAUUCCAAAUAUGUAUAUAUCUCAAAAUCGCAAAAAUGAAGUUACGACAAAUGCUGAUUUAACUGACGAUAUGACUUUUCGUGGUAAAUUAUGUAGCAAGACAACAUUAAAUCUCAGUGAGCAUCGAUUGGCCAUUGCAACGAGCUUGUAAUAUGAAUCAGAUUUAAAAUUAAUUCUACCGAAUUUACCAUAUAAAAUAAAUGAAAUUUGUCAUAUGACAUUGUCAUACUGUUACAGAAUACCCCUACUGGACAUAGUCUUGUAUUUUUCCAUAUUUCUUGUUUUAUUGACGUUUUCAUUUAGAAAAAAAAAACUUGCGGAUUUAUUAAAUUUACUAAAAGUAUUAUGUAGUAUGUAAUAUAAUUUUUGUAAUUAAUUUUGGACAGAGUUACACGUUUAAUGGUUUUUUUCUGUUUUUAAGACAGAGAAAUUUAUUUUAAUUACAUAUUUUUUUAAAAUAAAAAUGUACAUGAAGCAGAAAAAA
Messenger RNA from Phlebotomus papatasi, 2614 nucleotides. RefSeq names its product ketimine reductase mu-crystallin. Lineage: Eukaryota; Metazoa; Arthropoda; Insecta; Diptera; Psychodidae. Gene Ontology annotation, cellular component: cytoplasm. Gene Ontology annotation, molecular function: hormone binding. Bases 95 to 1108 code for a protein of 337 amino acids. The transcript is spliced from 3 exons. The record is from RefSeq and is a predicted model, not a curated record.